This is a messenger RNA of Cydia strobilella, 614 nucleotides long. RefSeq lists its product as uncharacterized. The record is from RefSeq and is a predicted model, not a curated record. The transcript has 4 exons. Bases 12 to 614 code for a protein of 200 amino acids. NCBI's taxonomy places the organism in Eukaryota, Metazoa, Arthropoda, Insecta, Lepidoptera, Tortricidae.
UAUACUGGAACAUGACCAAUGAGCGAUGUGAUUACAUUAGAAUACGUUGCAUGAAGGCAUACACGACAGGUGCGAUCUGCGCUCGGACCAUAGACUACCAAUACCAUAGCUUCGAUAACUACUGCGCUAUGGAAUUCCACAAUUGUGUCGCCAGAUUUGACAAUGUUUGGUCGAUUGCAUACACGGGAUACUGUACGCCACUCGUAAUUGAAAAGAGCCUUUAUGUUGACAUGACCUACGACCAAAUGUCCAACAACACCAAGCUAAAGCAAAUGUACGUAGCAGAUCUAGGCGACGACACCGAAUUCGAAGGCUAUGCCACCUACCCCUCUACUGUUCUUACUACUACAGUCCAAUACGAGAUCCAUAACGUAACUGAUGAAAACGGUACCGUAGUUACAGAUCCAGACGGUAAUGCCGAAACACAAUGGGCAGCUCUCCUUAAUGUCACUGAUGAAAACGGUACCGAAGUAACAGAUCAAGGCGGUAAUUUUAAAACAGAAUGGGUUACGGUUACAAAUUUUACAAAAAACAAUGGAGAUAAAGCUACUACUGAAGCUAUUACUGAGGCUAUUACUGAAGUUAUUACUGAAGCUAUUAAUAAAGCGUAUUAG